This is a messenger RNA of Echinostoma caproni, 849 nucleotides long. The record is from the annotation of a GenBank genome assembly. Lineage: Eukaryota; Metazoa; Platyhelminthes; Trematoda; Plagiorchiida; Echinostomatidae.
CUGAUCCUAACCAUUGUCGUUCAACAUAGUUCUGGUUAUUUCAACUCGAGCUCGUCCGUUAAUUCCUCGAUUUCUUUUUACAACAGACGAUCCAACACAAACAAAGUCCCUAAACUAUCCACCACCAGUCGUCGUCGUCGUGGAGCUUUUGGUCGCGCUCGCCAUUGGGCUAAACGGCGUAAUUUAAAGAAGAACAAUGUUGUUAAUGAUGUGAUCGAUGCUGCUGCAGCAACGAAACAACAUGAAAACUUAGAAAGAUCGCCGUCCGCAGAAAAGACGCCCCAACUGAAAACGGAUCACCACUCUCCAUGUCCUAUGUUUACCAAUUACAACUACGAUCAAGGGGAUUCCGGUUCCGACCGCACUCCUCCUGCAACAUCUCCUUUAGCUGCGCUUAGAAUGCACAAAAAUGACGAUACGAACAAUCCUGUUGACGACGAAUCGUUCGCUCCGACCGUCGAACACGUACACGAUGAUGUGAAGACUGAAGAAGUUCUCAGGGAUCAAUCUACUGGCGGUGAUGAUUUCAGUCUUGCCGAUUCACCACUUCCCGUCGAACCCGAAUCCCCUCGAAUAGUGAAAAAUAACUCACCACCUGCUUCCGUCCCAUCACCAACACGCCCGUCUUCUCCAGUUGUUGCUGUGGCAGAGGAGCAGGUAGUGGAGCGCAUGAAUGCUGCACCUGUUUCAUUACCUAGUCCCGUCCGAGAUCGUUUGCGAAGCCAAAGGAAGGGGCGAGGGCGUCGCACAUUGGCUGCCAGAACGUCCAUCAUCAGCAGCCUGUUUCAGAAUCCACUGCGGAAAAAUGCAGUUGUGAAAGUAAGCGCAUUACGUCCACAUCAUUUGUAG